GAACAUCUCUACGCCGUGGGGAUCUUAUCUCCACAUAUAUUCUUCCCUUGUUUUAUAUUUCCUGACAAGAAAAUAUCUAUCAGGGAAGAUUUUGACAUAUACCCUAUAGGCUAGCUCGUUUGGUAAUUCAUGUAUUUAGAUUAUAUAUAGUUAAUCAUUGCUAUAAUUAUGUUUAUAUUAUAAAAUCACACAAAUUUGUAUAAUGUUUUUGGAUUUUUUGGUUUAUAAAGGGUCGUGUAUUUUGUACGAAACAAGAUAUUAGGCUGUCAUAUAGGUAUAUUAUGCACCAUAAUCACCUGUACUAAACAAUCCUUAUGAAUAUGUCUUUGAAGUCUCGCGUGAAGGCUCCUUUUUAAGUCUUUUUACUAUUACUUCUCACCAGCAUCCUAGUGUUUGGUGAAUGCUAGAUUACCCAUUGUUGUUGUUCGAUAGUUGAGUCUGUAAUCGCGGUUAUUAGAGUUUCUCUGUUUAUUGUUUGGGGUUGGGUGGUGAUCUUCCUUGCUUGUGUCCAAGUAGUGCGUUGUGGAUACGCUGCUAGCUUUUAUUGUUGGUGGAAAAUUGGGAAGUUACUUAGGCUCUGGUCUAUUUGUAAGUCCUCUUUAACUUAUUAGUGGAAAGUUUCCCCUAGUCUAGGACCCUAGAUGUAGGUGUGAUUACACCAAACUGGGUAACCAUCUAAUGUGUUCAUGCUUAUUGCUUUAUCUAUGUUUAUUUAUGGUGUUUAUUUUGUCGCCUGUUACAUUGCUAGAAAUAUCUGGAACUGUCUUUUCGGGGAUAUGGAGGUUUAGAUCUUUUUCAUAGAGUUUUGAGUGUUCACAUUAGUAGAAUGUUAUUCAAAUUGGACUUUUCCAACUCAUGUGGAAUUUUGUGUCCAAAUUAGUAGAACGCUAUGAAAAUUGGACUUUUCCAACUCAUAUGUGGAAUUUUGAUGUUGGCUUCUCCUUUCCCUAUUCAUUUCUGGAAGAAUCUUGUAUUCAUAUAUAUUGCUUUGUCUGAAUCCUCUGUUUUGGAUAUGCUUAAAGCAUUAUUUAUCUCAUGAUUAUUGCAAUUAAUGAGUUUAGAAAUUUGGCUUUACUCGUUACUACCAAUCCAAAAAGGACCAACUUAAGUACCUCGUUAGCGGAUAUCCCUGAGAUCAGCUGUCAAUGUAAACUGCAUUUUGUUUCUUCCUAAGCAUGAAAGCCAAGAUUUUUAUUACUAUACUACUCAGCAGGUCGAGAAUAACUAUGACAACUAGAACUGCUUAAGACAUGAUCACUAAUGAGUUCAGUCAUUGUCUGAACUGAACUGGUGUUAGAUUUACUUAUCUUGGAGAAUUGGAUAUGGCAGCUAGUGAUGUGAAGCUUUUAGGAUUUUGGCAAAGUCCCUUUGUGAUUCGGGUGCAGAUGGCUCUUAAGUUGAAGGCUGUUGAAUACGAGUUUGUUGAGACGGACCCCUACAACAAGAACGAACUUCUUCUAAAAACCAAUCCCGUUCACAAAAAAAUCCCAGUUUUGAUCCAUGGAGACAGGCCUGUUUGUGAGUCCCUUGUCAUUAUUCAGUACAUUGAUGAUGUCUGGGGCGAUGGCCCCUCCAUUCUUCCCUCUGAUCCUUACCAGCGCUCCCUAGCGCGUUUUUGGGCAGCAUAUGUUGAUGACAAGCUGCUGCCGUUGUUCAAGGAGCUGAAAGAGGAAAAGGACAAGGAUGCGAAAAAAGGUAUCAUCAAGAAAAUGUCGGAAAAUUUUAUCUUGUUGGAGGAUGCUUUUGUCAGCUGUGGCGAAGGGAAAGGAUUCUUCGGUGGAGAUGAGGUUGGGUACGUUGAUAUUGUUCUAGGCUGCUUCGUAGGAUCGAUGAGAGCAAUAGAGAUAGUCAUGGAUGUUAAGUUCUUGGAUAAGAACACGAGCCCCGGGUUGGUGGCUUGGGCUGAGAGGUUGUGUGCAGACAGCAUUGUCAAAGAUGUUAUUCCCACUACACAAAAGCUCAUAGAUUUUAUUGCUGCACGAGCACAGCAAAAAGCUUAAGGAUCGAUCAUCAUAUUCAUAUUGCAAGGAUACUCACUUUCUAUGAAUGAGUAGCAUUCUUGGCCAAAGAUCUUUCAUUUUGUCUUCUUUGUUGUUUAUACAAUCUUGUGGUAUUUUUCUGAGAUAAAGAAUCAGUAAUAAGUCUUGUAAUUCUACGAUAAACUUCAAAUAAAUGGAGAAACUUGUAUUGUGAAAA
Messenger RNA from Salvia miltiorrhiza (redroot sage), 2196 nucleotides. Its product is annotated as glutathione S-transferase U17-like. Gene Ontology annotation, cellular component: cytoplasm. NCBI's taxonomy places the organism in Eukaryota, Viridiplantae, Streptophyta, Magnoliopsida, Lamiales, Lamiaceae. The transcript is spliced from 2 exons. Gene Ontology annotation, biological process: glutathione metabolic process. The record is from RefSeq and is a predicted model, not a curated record. Gene Ontology annotation, molecular function: glutathione transferase activity. The coding region runs from base 1323 to 2000 and encodes 225 amino acids.